Frankliniella occidentalis (western flower thrips) is the source of this 1632-nucleotide messenger RNA. RefSeq names its product gastrula zinc finger protein XlCGF57.1-like. NCBI's taxonomy places the organism in Eukaryota, Metazoa, Arthropoda, Insecta, Thysanoptera, Thripidae. The record is from RefSeq and is a predicted model, not a curated record. Gene Ontology annotation, molecular function: DNA-binding transcription factor activity, RNA polymerase II-specific; RNA polymerase II cis-regulatory region sequence-specific DNA binding. Gene Ontology annotation, biological process: regulation of DNA-templated transcription.
AACAAUCGGUGCGAUGAAUAGCGAACGCGGGGCGGGAGUGGAAGCUGGCUCUGUUGCCGCAAGUGACGUAUUUCGGAGAUUGUGAUUUGGUUUUGACAAAAGUGUUUGAAUGAAAAAGUUAGCUCUUCAUCAUUGUACGAUAUUCUUCUCCUUUUAAACUUAAAUUUCGGAAAUCGAGUCGAAAAGAUUGUCUGCAUUCGUGUUAUUUGUGUAUGUGUUUGUUAAAAGACGUUCAGCCAGCAUGGUGCAGUUGACUACUAGGUGUCGACUCAUUUUAAUAUCGUGAGACAGAACGCUUCGAACCCACCAUUCUGUUAGUGAAUAAUCAUCAGCACGGAAAUAUAACCUCAACUAGUCAACCAAGCGCAUUGGCUGUGACACUACAUUGCUUGCCCAUCACAUGAAAAUGCACAAGGGGACGCAACUCGAAAUGCACACGGAAGAUCGUUAUGAUUGCACAGUGUGCAACAAGAAGUUUCCAAGAAGUGGAACCCUUCGCGUCCAUCUCCGAACGCACACUGGAGAGAAGCCUUUUGAGUGUACUGUGUGCAAAAAGAAAUUUUCAGAGAGUGGCGGUCUUCGUGUACAUCUCCGAACGCACACUGGAGAGAAGCCUUUUGAGUGUACUGUGUGCAGCAAGCAAUUUUCGGAGAGCGGCAGUCUGCGUAUACAUCUCCGAACGCACACUGGAGAAAAGCCUUUUGAGUGUACUGUGUGCAACAGGAAAUUUUCGGUGCACAGCAAUCUGCGAGCACAUCACCGAACGCACACGGGAGAAAAACCUGUUGAGUGUACUGUGUGCAACAAGAAAUUUUCGACAGGUUCUGAUCUGGGUAAACAUCUCCAAACACAUACCGGAGAGAAGCCUUUUAAAUGUACCGUGUGCAGCAGGAAAUUUUCGAGAAGUGGAACCCUUCGCGUCCAUCUCCGAACGCACACUGGAGAAAAGCCUUUUGAGUGUACUGUGUGCAACAAGCAAUUUUCACAGAGUUGCAAUCUGCGUAAACAUCUCCGAACGCACAUUGGAGAAAAACCCUUUGAGUGUAGUGUGUGCAACAAGAAAUUUUGGACAAGUUCUGAUCUGGGUAUACAUCUCCGAACGCAUACUGGAGAGAAGCCUUUUGAGUGUACUGUGUGCAGCAAGAAAUUUUUGAGAAGCGACAGCUUGCGUGAACAUCUUCGAACGCACACUGGAGAGAAACCUUUUCAGUGUACUCUGUGCAACCAGAAAUUUUCGGUGAGCGGCAGUCUGCGUAAUCAUCUCCGAACGCACACAGGAGAAAAGCCUUUUGAGUGUACUGUGUGUGACAAGAAAUUCUCGAGAAGUUUUCAUUUGCGUGUUCAUCUCCGAACGCACACUGGAGAAAAACCUUUUGAGUGUAAUGUAUGCAACAAGCUCUUUUCGCAAUCUUCUCAUCUGCGUGUACAUCUUGUACGCUAUCACACAGGAGAGGAGCCUCAGGAGAGCUCCUAAAUAAGGAUUCAUAUCGCGAUGUUUUGACGCGCGGAUUUAAGGUUUCAACAAUGCAGGACCAAUCUAUCGUUUCCCAUGAAAUGGUCCCCUUUCAAAGCAAGCCAACCCACACCGAAGAAAAGUUUGUAGAAUGCAAUGUGUGCAACAAGAAAUUUUCG